Messenger RNA from Stegodyphus dumicola, 1587 nucleotides. RefSeq lists its product as uncharacterized. NCBI's taxonomy places the organism in Eukaryota, Metazoa, Arthropoda, Arachnida, Araneae, Eresidae. The record is from RefSeq and is a predicted model, not a curated record.
GAAGAAAUGUCAGGUGCCAUCUUGGAAGCUCCUUUCCAUAAGUUUCGAUCACCUCCACCAAAACCACCACGUCGCCGUCAUUCUGAUCAACUCUCACUAUCACUUUCUGGUACUUUCCCCUCUACAAAAAAGAAUUUCAUAGAUGAGAAUCAGACAUGUAGAAAGGAUGUCUCGCCUAAGAUGUGCGAUAAAUCAGACUGUGGAUCAUUACCUGCUAACUGGAGUGCUGGUUGUGAACAAUGUGCCUCUGAAAUUCCAUUAACAAAGAAUUCUUUAAUUUAUCCGUCUCUGUUAAAAAAUGUUUUUGAGGAUUCUUCUUUAACAGACAAAUCUUUCAUCAGACAUAAUGCUAGUCUUGGCAAAAGUGCCGAAGAAGAUUAUUGUGAAAAUAAAAUAUUGAUUCCCAAAGAAGAAUUGCAGCAUAUAAAAGGAGUAAUGCAGAGAGAUAGAAUUUCUUCAGAGUUAAAGAAUAUAUCAUCAGAUUGCCUUGAUAGCAGUAUAUGCAAUAAUAAUGAAUUAAUAGUACAAAACAGAAAUAAUUCCAGUUUUUUAAAAUCAUUUCCAAGAGACUAUCAUAGGCGCCAUCACAGUGACCCUGUUCUCCCAUAUACUGAAAGGUCUUCAAAGAGCUCAAUAAAAUCUACACCACAAAGUUUUUCUUUCCAUGGCUGUUCAACAGCAGAGAGUCAGGAGAAGCUUUGCAAGUGUCGAAGUGUAUGUUGUACCUGCAGGGAGAUACAUAAUUUAUAUAAAGAAGUGAGAAUUUUGAAAGAAAUUAAUGACAAGUUGUGGCAGCAUCUUUGUUCUGUGCAAGCCAGUUCUGAUAGCUGUAAAAAAACGUCAGCUGAAGAAAUCAAUAUAUCAGUUUCAGAGCUAUUAUCAAGCUUGUAUUAUUCUAUAAGAGCUAGGGAAAGUAUUAUGGAGGAAAGGCUGAAAAUAGCAUAUGAAGAAAGAGAUGCAACUGCUCUUGAAAUGGAAGAUCUAUUUCAAGUUUUUGCUAGCAGAAGUUUAGAAGAUAAUGAGCUAGUAAAUGAAGAGGGGACGCAUUCAUACCAGGAGGUGAAAGAAUUACUUUGUAAGAUGGAGCACACUGAAAACACAUCAAAGCUCUUGCAGCAGCAGAGAGCUCUUUCAACUCGGAUUUAUCAUUCCAGGGACUUUAAACAAGAUUGUCUUUCUCAGGAAUUAAAGUUUAUUGUUUCUGAGAGGAAUAGUUUAAUAGAAAAGGUGAAACAAUUAGAAGAUGAACUGAAAUGUUUAAACCUUAGCAACAGUAUUUGGCAUUCAGAUAAUAAAUAUUGGGAAAGGAAUUUACUUGUAUCAUGAGUUCUUAACAUAUGAAGUUGUACUGUUCUAAUGGAGAAAUGCAAAUUUUAUUAUCCUGAGUCAUAGAAACAGCAGUUUUUUCUGUUACUUAGCAUUGUAAUCUUUCUCUUAUUUGUUAUUUACAGAUUUAAAAAUGAAUAUGUAAGAUUGUGUCAUAGUACUUUUUUUUAAAAGCAAAAAUGAUCUCAUCUCCACUACUUCAGUGUAAAUACUAGCCAGAUUCUUUUAGAAAGGUUUCUAUUAAAGAUAUUCAAAAAUGCC